CCGAUCAGUCAGUCACGUUGUCAAGCUGAGAGCGUCGAGAUGAAAUCGCUCGUGGUGUCCUCUUUGAUCGGAUUGGUCCUGCUAAUGGCCGCUGGCCAAGUUCGCGCCGAGUGCGACGAGGCCAAGAGUCCCGAGGACAGCGACUUCAAGCACUUCUUCAAGAACCUCGGCUGCAAGGUCAACCAGGGGGCCAAGGAGGUGGCCGAGGCCGCCAAGCCCUACACCGACAAGAUCGGCGAGGGCGCCAAGGAGUUUGGCAGCUCGGUGGCCCAGAAGUACGACGAACUGAAGCACAAGCUGACCGAUGAGCCCUCGACCACGCCCAAAGUCCCAGUGGCCUAUGACGCCCCCACCGAGAAGGUCCUUUUGGCCCCCAUCGGAGGACCCAGCACCCCGAUCCCAUGAGGUCAUCCCACCGAUUCGAUCCGAACCUAAAGCCCAGUCCAUUAACAAACCCAUUAAUCUUAUGAUUACGGGGAUUUUGCAAUCGCUUGAAGGUCCCCUUCGUCUCGUUGCAUAAGCUUUCUUUGUUUUUUUUCUUUGUGAUCUAUAUUAAUAAAAACUAAAGUGAUGUUGGAAUCGUGA
This is a messenger RNA of Drosophila mauritiana, 585 nucleotides long. RefSeq lists its product as uncharacterized. The transcript has a single exon. Bases 40 to 405 code for a protein of 121 amino acids. NCBI's taxonomy places the organism in Eukaryota, Metazoa, Arthropoda, Insecta, Diptera, Drosophilidae. The record is from RefSeq and is a predicted model, not a curated record.